Messenger RNA from Mucor velutinosus, 519 nucleotides. RefSeq lists its product as uncharacterized. NCBI's taxonomy places the organism in Eukaryota, Fungi, Mucoromycota, Mucoromycetes, Mucorales, Mucoraceae. The record is from RefSeq and is a predicted model, not a curated record. The coding region runs from base 1 to 519 and encodes 172 amino acids. The transcript has a single exon.
AUGAAAUCUACUGCUUCUGCUACUCUUAUUGUCUUUGCUCUCAUUGCCUUCUUUGCCAUGGUAUCUCAUGCUCUCCCCAUGGAGAGACGUGCUCCCAAGUAUCAGAUUCAAGUCAAAUCUGAAACUGCCUUUUGUUCCUUCAUGCCUCCUCACCCAGGAGAUGACGUUGGCGCCACUGAAAACAAUGGUAUUCCUAUGUGCACUGACCCUAGCUUGGGUGGUAAGACCUUCCCCACUGGCUUCAUCAAGUCUGCUCACUAUGCAAGCACUGCCAACUACCAACAAAUUACUGGUAGAAUUGAUCGCACCAAGUACAGCCUCAAGUCUACUGAUGGUGGAGGACAAUACGACAACAAGGACAUUGCCUCUACUACUUGCAAUGGUUACAAGUACUUUGUCAACUUGAUUGAACCUGAUGCCAAUAUCUUCUGUAUCCGUUGUUGCAAGAACCAAGCUGACUGUAGAUUGGGCAUUUCUACCUACGGAUGUGCCAGAGUUGUUCCUGGCAACUACAACUAG